Molecule: messenger RNA, 993 nt
Organism: Gopherus flavomarginatus (Mexican gopher tortoise)
Lineage: Eukaryota; Metazoa; Chordata; Testudines; Testudinidae
Product: olfactory receptor 10A4-like
Exons: 1
Coding region: 1-993 (330 amino acids)
Biological process (GO): G protein-coupled receptor signaling pathway
Cellular component (GO): membrane
Molecular function (GO): G protein-coupled receptor activity; olfactory receptor activity
Source: RefSeq, a predicted model, not a curated record
AUGUUAUGCUUGUCUCUGUUUGUCUUCCAGUUGAAAACCUACGAAGAAACAAUGAGCUUGAAUCGAACAGUGGUGACUGAGUUCCUUCUCUUAGGAUUUUCUACAUCUCCAGAGAGGCAGAUUUUACUCUUUGUUGCAGUGUUAGCCGUUUAUAUGGUUACUGUGAUGGGAAACCUCUUCAUUAUCCUUGUAACACUGCUGGAUUCCACCCUUCAUACCUCCAUGUACUUUUUCCUUUCUAAUUUAUCUGCCUUAGAGGUUGGUUACACCUCAGUCACAGUCCCAAAAAUGCUGCUGAGCCUCAUCUCAGGGGACAAACGCAUUUCCUUCACUAGCUGUGCUGUGCAAAUGUUCUUCUUCCUUUGCUUUGGGAUCACAGAAUCUUCUUUUCUGGCCACCAUGGCAUAUGACCGCUACGUGGCAAUAUGCAACCCCCUGUGUUAUCCUAUGAUUAUGAACAAGAAGGUGUGUGUCCUGCUGGCAGCCACUUCCUGGACUAUUGGCAUCCCGGCCCAGGCAGUCCAGACCAGUUUGGUGUUCACCUUACCCUUCUGUAGCUCCAAAAAGAUAAACCAUUUCUUCUGUGACUCAGCCCCUCUGCUAUUGCUGGCCUGUGCUGACACCUCCAUGAAUGAAACCUUGACUUACAUGGUGGUCGCUUUCUUUGGAAUGGUGCCCUUUGCCCUGAUCCUGUUGUCCUACAUCCGAAUCAUCGCCACCAUCAUUAAGAUGACAUCAGUUGAGGGCAAGAGGAAAAUCUUCUCCACCUGCUCCUCCCACCUCAUUGUUGUGGCUUUAUUCUAUGGUUCUGGCAUUAUCCUUUAUUUACAACCCAGGUCCAGUGAGUUUCCAGACAGUGGUAAACUUCUCUCCCUGUUUUACACUGUUUUGCCUGCCAUGUUGAAUCCUUUUAUCUACAGCCUAAGGAACAGGGAAAUCCAAACAGCCUUGAGGAGACGUAUGUGGAACAAAUUGUUUCCUUGCUAUCGCUGA